AUAGUUUUCACAUUUCACUGGAACUGCCGUUAGCACUAUCCUAGCCUAACACAUACAGCAUUUGCUAAUGCCUGUGUCUGGAUACCCAUUCUCACUACAGUUUUCCUGCUUGGAUUCUAUUGCCGAGAUCGUUGGAUAUGUGCGCGCGGAAUUAUGAGAACCCAUUUCCUCCAGUCAGAAGUAAGAUAAAAUAGGGUUUUGCACGCAUUGGAUUAACUCAUCUCUUUCCUUAUGAAGAAGGCAAAAAUUUGGAUAAGCGCUUGUGUCUAUCUAUUAUUUUCUGCCAUUUUUGUUGCAUGUUCAAGUGGAAUUGGAAAUCCUAUAACAAAUGAUGUCGAAGUGGUGAUAUUUUUGAAGCAGAAUAUACCAAAAGAUUACAAGAUUCCUAUACGUUAUAUUCCCAAAAAGGAGGGUGGCCAUUGUUGGGUCGAGCUAAAUGUAUAUCACUUGGAGGAAAGCUUAAAAGAACUGGCGCAAAAGUUUGGAAACAUUUCUACCAACAGAAAUAAUAUUACAAUCUUCGUUCAAAUGCUGCAAGAUGUGCGUUACCGCAUUGGCAGUGCCCUGGAGUGGACAAUGCAAGAAUUUGAAUGCCAUUACAGAGAGGAGAAAUGGCAGACAGAACGUUAUUUUCAAUAUGUGGAGGACUUUUUAAUUGCUGCCCGUCGUAGAACUGGAAAAGAAGACUGUGAAUCUCCUCCUUGUCCAACGACAAUAGGUCCAACAACAACUCUGCCCAGCACAACAGGUAUAGGUCCCCUCUCCUCCAGCACAGCAGUGACAGACAACUGCACUACAGGGACAGGUUGCAGGACACUACCUACAUCUGAGCACCAAUCACAGGGGGUAGAGAAGAGCCUUGCAUCAUUGCUGCUGAUUCCACUGGUUGCCAUUGUGUUUCUGCUAGUGUGGAAGGUUAGAGCCAGGAGGAGAGGUGACAGCUCGGAGCACAGGUCUGAAAACGGAAAUAUAUUCACCAGAGAGGAAGGGAACAUGCUCCCUUUAGACCCGGAAGCACCCAAAGAAAAGAACAGACUGAACACCAUGGAAAUAGUGUAAUUCCACUACACAUUGUGAAAUUUGGGUGAUUCUACAGAAGAUAAUCUUCGAACAACAAAAAAUACUUCCUGCUGUACUAUGAAGUGAAGGACUUUUGGCCUCUCAUCAUAACUAACCCACCAACCCAGACCUGGACCCCUGCGUCUGGGCAGCUGAAUGCCGUCUCCUUUGCACCCGAGAGAUUUUCAGUACAACGAAGCCAAUGUUAUCAGAGCAGAAAUGUUGCCAACACUGCCAAAAGUGGCUUGGAUCUUGUUUCCUUCAGCAUUGGCAAGAGACAGCUGGUGCUGUAAAGUUUUGACAUGAGGCCUGGUAGACCCAUCAAGGGGCUGCUGAGACUUUUCCAGCCAGGAGACGGGGGGCAGUUUUUCACCUAGUGAGGUGACUGCUUCCAGGCUUUGAGGAAGUACAAUGCAGAUACAUACAGAAUACUAUAAAAAUUCACUGCUUACUUGUGGUUCAGCAGACACUCUGAAAGGUCUGGAGGAACUGUUUGUGAAUUAUAGCAACCUUCAAAAGCUGCAAGCUGGAUUGUGACCCAGUGUUUUUUGCACGUGAGGAUUUCUACGUGGUGAAGGGUCUCAUAGCUUUGAGAAAACUAUGAAAACAGAAUGGACACAGAAGAGACAAUAUAGACAGCUUUUUAUAUAAGACAUAUAUUUGUUAAUGACUACCUCCAGUGCCCCUUGUCGUUGUCCUGAUUUCUAACCAUCUAAAAAAUAAUCACGAGUGCUUCCUUGAUCUUGAUUUCCUUGGACUAUCUCAGGCUAUGAAUGUUGAAAAUAGCCUCUGAGACAAGUACUCCUAAAGCUGUGUACACUGAUAUGACUCCUGCAAUAUAUGGGAUUGGAAUAUUCCACAUGGGGUUUUUGCCUUUUGUUACAUCAGCAGUGUGAAUUAUUUAUUGAGCUGUAACAGUACUAUUCUCUGUAGGCUGGGGUGCUCUCAGAAAUGUGACACAAAUGGGACAAAAUGCACUGCUUUCCUGACCAUCAUAAAAGAGAUUUUAUUCCACCACAGUUCUUCAUAUAAUAAUCAAGCUUGUUCCAUCUUACCUCAGUUGAGCAGAUUUUAAACAGUUUCUGGUGCACAUCAAUUACUUAAAUGAGGCUUUCUGAUCCUGGCUUUCAAAAAUUACGUAAAUCUGCAUAAAUCACCUUACAAUUAUGCUCAUUAUUGGGGGAAAUUUCUCUGCACCAAGGAUUUAUCUAAAUAUAAAUGAAAUACAUAUGAGUUAUUAACACAAAUGCAAGUUGUAGCCCUUUACACCUACCUUUAGCGCCCAUCAUAUAGAUUCUAGUGCAUAGAUAACAACAGUAUAGUUUUGAUAACGAUCAACAUUUUCAAAUGAUUAAAACAUUGUAGCACUUGUUUUUACUGAAACGAUAUCAUGGCAAUAUUGGUAUCACAGUUUUAUUGUUCAACUGUGAGUUGUGUAAAAGCAAAGUGAUAAUUUUACGAGAAAACCUCCAGAAGCACCUCGUUUGUGAUUCUCUGUCUUCUUGUAAAUCAACAUGUAUCACCGUAACACACAAAAAUAUGAGCACUGGAUUUUCAGGACACAACACAGUGUGUAAAGUCUUUCAUUCUCAAAAAAUCUCAUCUAAUAAAUGUCCUUAAUAUAUAUGAAAUGGCAGAAGUUUUGUGUUAUGUAAGUCAGCAGUUUUUAAAACAUGAAAAUUGCAUACCUUUUUGGUAGAGCCCAUGGACGUUUGGUGGCCAUGUAAUUGUAAAUAUACUUUUUUGUAUAUUCAUUUUUUUUUAAAUCUCAUUUUAAAUAUCUUCAGUAUUUAGUCAUUUAAUAAAGGACUUCAGUUA
Messenger RNA from Anguilla rostrata (American eel), 2877 nucleotides. It is a transcript of the gene kitlga, whose product is annotated as kit ligand a. Lineage: Eukaryota; Metazoa; Chordata; Actinopteri; Anguilliformes; Anguillidae. Gene Ontology annotation, molecular function: stem cell factor receptor binding; cytokine activity. The transcript has 10 exons. Bases 232 to 1059 code for a protein of 275 amino acids. Gene Ontology annotation, cellular component: plasma membrane. Gene Ontology annotation, biological process: positive regulation of cell population proliferation; cell adhesion. The record is from RefSeq and is a predicted model, not a curated record.